Molecule: messenger RNA, 2133 nt
Organism: Rhinocladiella mackenziei CBS 650.93
Lineage: Eukaryota; Fungi; Ascomycota; Eurotiomycetes; Chaetothyriales; Herpotrichiellaceae
Exons: 1
Coding region: 1-2133 (710 amino acids)
Source: RefSeq, a predicted model, not a curated record
AUGGCCUUCUUGCUAGCGAGCACCCUCUCCAGCAUCAUCUCUUUUGAAACGUGUCGGAACUAUUGGCUUCCAAAUCCGUUUCGAUACGUUGUCAUUGUGGUUUGCCUCGCUCUGGCUGCCGUGUAUCUCAACCGUGUUCUUUGGGCUGACAUUCGCGGCUGGCUUUCCCGCAUGGUGUCAGAGAAGCAUGUUUGUCAGGAAUCGGCCACGCAGCGUCACAAUGGACUUGCAACAGAUUAUUCCACUCAAGGCAUGCGUACAGACCUAUUCUAUGAUCCUUUGGAGGAAGGUCAGAUCAGGCUGCUUAGAUUUGUGCAUGAUGUGGACCACUGUGACGACACUCUGAGAUUGGAACUAUUUCAUGCAAAGCUAAGCCAACGACCGGAAUAUGCGGCCCUGUCAUAUUCUUGGGGAAAGGCUGAGAGCACCAACACCCCCAUGAUAUUAGUAAAUAACCAUGCUUGUCCUGUUUCGCACAAUCUUGCCGAUGCCCUCCAGAAGAUGAAAGAGAAUCACGUUUUCACGCUUUGGGUGGACGCGAUAUGCAUCAACCAAAAUAGUGCCACCGAAAAGAGUAAGGAGGUCACUAGGAUGUUUGCGAUUUAUCGGAUGGCACACACGGUCGCCAUCUGGUUAGGACCUGAUACAGGUCCCCGACAUGAUAUCGAGACGCUCAUUCGGAUGACAGAGGAAUUUGAAAAGCCCUCCGAUAAGCAUCAAGGUUUGACCCAUUCCUUGCCGGAGAAUUUGGACGCUCUCGAGCGCCUCUUGUCACAGCCGUACUGGAGCCGUGUCUGGAUCAUACAAGAAGUCGCCGCAGCCAGACAGGCACGUGUAUUUUGGGGAUCAUACGUGUUUGAACUCCGAACACUGGAAACCUUAGUCAGGGAGAAUGCCCACUGGAUCGAGGAACGUGAUCAUCUGCAUGGCCUGGCCCAGAGAGUAUUAGAUGUGCGCGCGGCUUGCCGGGCGCAACAGAAGCCGAGACUGGUGGACAUUUUGGCCAUGACCAGUGCCUCGGAAACCAGCUUUUUGAGAGACAAGGUCUAUGGUCUGCUCGGUUUGGCAUCUGACUGGGCCGACUUUAUUCAAGAGCCCAAUUACUCAAGAGGGGUGUCCGAAAACCAGCUGUGCUUGGAGAUGACGGCCAACUAUAUGAACUGGUAUACUUCAGCCGACAUCAUCUUUCUCCGAAGCACAAGUCUUUCCCAAAGAACGUUGCCAUCAUGGUGCCCGGAUUACUUCCACUUCGAGGUGCACCCAUUUGACAGAAACCUGGUCCCUUAUGUUUGCGGGAGGGAUGUCAAUCUCGGUUGGGAGAAGCGGCGAGCGUUUGGAGCGUCGGCUAGAAUGAAUGAAGUCAUUCCCGACACCUUUCGUAUCUCUGGUGACAGGCUUACUUUGAAGGGGACGUGCAUUGGUGCCAUUUCAGCCCUGGGCUGCACGCUGGGCGAGGACGGUGACACAUGCCGGUUUCACAAUGAAGAUUCGCUAUCAACGAACACUGUUCCUGAUGUCGGCAAAGUGUUUCGUCGACUGCUGCUGAUCUGUCAUAACGAAGCGUUUGCACAUAUGUCGGGAUCAGACUUUUUCACACUCCUCUACACACUGCCUGAAAAGGUCUUUGCUCAUAUGCGAUGCAUGGCGGUCCAAGAGUGGCUCCGCCUCAAUAAAAGAUUUUUCGAGGUCUUUGGCGUUAAGUUGUCGCCAUCUGCCGAAGCUCAGGGAAUUCCUGUUAAGAUAGUGCGGGGGCUAGACAAGUUCACCAUCCGACCGGAAUGGCGAGAAUAUUUUUCCCUGAGCGAUGGCAACACAGUUAACCGAAGACGCGAUCACCCUUUAGAAUCCAUUCUAAAGUCGAUGAACUCGAUCAUCGACGAGCGCCUUCGACUGAUCGGUAUCGGCGACCAAGGGCUUUUAGGGUGGGCGCAUCGAGAUGCCGCCAUCGGUGAUACUGUGUGGCAUCUCGAGGGCUGUACAUUGCAAGCGAUCCUCCACAAGUCGACAAAGCUAUCGGAGCAGGACGGCGUAGACGUGUACCAUCUCGUGGGUCAUGCAUAUGUGGAUUCGAUUGUGGCCAGCGGAAGGUGGUUAGCCAGGAAGAAUAAGAGUCGACUGGUCCACCUUUACUGA